This is a messenger RNA of Closterium sp. NIES-65, 3924 nucleotides long. Lineage: Eukaryota; Viridiplantae; Streptophyta; Zygnematophyceae; Desmidiales; Closteriaceae. The record is from the annotation of a GenBank genome assembly.
AUGCCGGGCCAGCACGAACCCUUCACCCUCACAGACCCCCACCCCUCUCCCCACUUCCCUCCCGCGCACACCCCCACCGGCGUCAACUCACCAGCCCUCACCGCCACUGGCGGAAACUUCCCCUCACCUGUAAGCCACCCAGCUAUGGCCAUGCGCCCGGGGACUGGGCCUGCGGGGUACAGGCUGGGCGGGUCCGCGGGUGCGGGCGGUCCCCCUGCGCCGGCGCUGGUAGCGGCGAUGCAGAACAUGAGUCUGGGGAGUCCUGCCAUGGGCCCGGCGCAUGCACCAGGGGGGGGAAGCAGAGCGGGAGGGUUUGGCCCCGCUAGUGCUCGAGGCGGCGGCGGCGGCGGUGGGUUUGGGGGCGCUGGAGGGUUUGCUGGGCCUGGAACGCCUGUGGGGCCUGGUUCUGCUGAGGGUGUUAACGCGCAGAACCAGUGGCAAUCGGGAGGAGGAGGAGGAGUGGGAGGGGGAGGGGGAGGCGGAGGGCGGUUGGGAGGAGAAGUAGUAGGCGGAGCAGUCGCGAAUCAGCCUGCACCUUGGGAGCAGCCUCCUGAAGAGUCCUCCUCGUCAGACCCCCGUUUCAAGCCCAAGAAGAUCCAAUCCGGAGGGCACACGUGGGAGAUGUUUUCCGGGCCAAGUAUGAACAUUCUUAGGCGGGAGGACGACGCGGACCUCACUCCGAACGAGCUCGCCACGCUCGUCGCCGCGCCCGUGCGUCCCACCGGCCGUCACAGGCGCUCCAGGUCCGCCAUGCCCGUGCAGGCGCAGCUGGCGCAGCUGCGCCCGCCCUCCACGCCUGAGGGGCGCGUGCCUGGCGCGCUUAGGGCGGUGGCCGCGCUCGGCGCAGGCGGAGGCGCGGCGGGCGCGGCAGGGGGCAUGACGGGCGGGGGGAUUGGCGCAGGUUCAGGCGGGGGUAUUGGAGCAGGGACGGGAAUAGGCGGGGGGAUGGGCGGAAACAUGGGCGCGGGGAUGGGCGCAGAGACUUUCGUGGUGGAUCCGGAGCAGGAAGGGCAACAACAGGAGGAGGAGGUACCGGAGGUGGCGCCGUGGGAUAUGGGCAAUUCCGGCCAAACCCACCAGUCAGAAUCCCUGCUCGUGACGACAGAAGAGCCCGGCACAGCAAGUGGUGGCAACAGCAGCACCAUGGGCAGGCCUGGGGUUCCGGGUGGAAUGCGAGCGGUUGGCAGUAGCAGCAGCGCCGGGCUCAACCCGCCCUUUGAUGGUGCUGCAGACGCUGGGGCUGGGGGUUUUGCUGGGAGUGGGGAUGCUGCUCUCAUUCGCGGUGGCGGCGGCAGUGGCGGCAGUGGUGGUGGUGGAGGUGGUGGUGGUUACAGCAUACCAGGUGGUAACAUGGUUAGUGGUAACGUUCAUGACCUCCCUGCCCGUGCGUCCACAGCAGGAGGGCGGCCUAGUGGUAACUUCCAUUUCCCAGGGCCACGUCAGCCGCAGUCGCCCUUCCCUGCACACACUCAGCAGCAGCAGCCGCAGCAGCAGCACCCGCCGCAGUAUCAUCAUCAGCAGCAGCAGCAGCUGCAGCAGCAGGCGAUGCAGGGCAUGGGUACGGGGUCCAACCAGUGGACAGGGAACGCACUGGCGCCAGAUCCGCGGAUUGCAGCGGUAUCAGGGCGGCCCCAAACGCGUACGCCCCCCGCGGGAUACAAACGCACCAUGAGCGGAGGGCUGGAAGGCAGCCCAGGAGGCGGCGGAGGGGGAGCAGGAGGGGGGGUCGGAGGAGGAGUGGGGGGAGGAGGGAUGGGAAUGGGUGCAGUGGGAGCGCCAGGGAUGGGGUUUGGUAUGGGGGGAGGCAUGGGAGCUACUGGGGGUGGGCGUGGCCUGUCCCCUCACAGGCGUUCUCAGUCCAUGAGUAUUAACGGAUUCACGCAAGUGCCGUCUGUUAUGUCAGCACCAGUAGGCAUGCCUGGGCCUGGCUCGGGCUUUGGUCCUGGCGGGCCGUCUGGCAAUCGCCCUGACUUGAGGCAAGCGGGCCGGGCGUCUAGCUUCGUGGAGCAGACACACCACCAGCAACAGCAGCAGCAGGGUCAGCAGGGGCAGGUGUUUUCCCCUGCUGCCCGCCCCAGCGUUCCAGUCAGGGGAGCAAGCUUUGGUUCUGGUGGUGCUGGUGGCGUUGGGGGUGUUGGUGGUCUUCCCAGGCCGGGAUCUGGGCAUGGGAGCAUGGGGAUGGGUCAAGGCCGGCCCAGCAGCCCCCUGGUUCUCCGGCAGGGGCAGCAACAGCAUCAGCAGCAGCCGCAGCCGCAGCCGCCGCAGCAGCAACAGCAGCAGUUUGCACCGAGUCCCAGACUGGGGCCUGGUGGGCCGGGAGGUGCGGGCCGAGGGGGGGCAGGCAUGGCAGCAGGCGGGGGGAACAACAUGGGCAUGCGGAUGGGGCCAGGGGCGGGGACGGGAAUAGGGGGAAUGGGGGGGAUGGGGAUGGGUCCCCCACCUGGCAGUCCCUCCGGGGGAGGGCGAGUAGGGGCGGGGUUGGCUGGUGGAAUGGGGGGGAGGGGGGGAGGAAUGGGGAGUGACGGGGGAGGGCGCGGGAGAGGGGGAGGGGCGGGCAUGGGGGGACCUGGAAUGAAUUCGGGGUACCAGACGGGGGGAGUGGGGCAUAGCCCGUUGGGAGGGACGGGACAGGGGAGAGGGGGAAUGGGGGGACCAGGAGGGAUGGGGGCAGCAGGAGGAAUGGGAGGCAUGGGGGGAACGGGGGGGAUGGGGGGGAUGGGUGCGCCUAUGACUCCUGGCGCAGGGCACGUGGGCAUGGGGAGGGGAGGGGCGGGAAACAUGGGCGGUCCCCCCAGACCUGUGUCUGCUGGCGGUAAGAUGAUGUCAGGGGGAGGCGGGGGGAUGGGCGGGGGAAUGGGCGGGGGGAUGGGCGGGGGCUUGGGCGGGGGGAUGGGUGGAGGAAUGGGUGGGGGAGGAGGAAGAGGAAGAGGAACAGCAGGGCAGGGUGGGGGUAUGGGAGGACCAAUGUUUAUGGGAGGGAGAGGAGGGGCUCCUGGGAGGGGAGGCGGAAUGGGGCGAGGAGGAGGAGCUCUAGCAGCAGGAGGAGCAGCAGUAGGAGCAGUAGGAGGAGGAGGAGGAGGUGGAGGGGGGUUGGGUACGGUGUUAGGAAGGCCGUAUGUGGAUGUGAAUGAGUAUUAUAUGCUGGAGGGGGGCGAGGUGGGGAGGGGGCGCGUGGGCAGCAUCCGUGUGUGUGUGGCUCGGGACACGGGCGAGCAGUUUGCAUGCAAGACGAUUGCCAAGGAUAGGCUCCAGUGCGAGGAGGAGGUGGAGGACGUGCGCAAGGAGGUGGCAGUGAUGGAGCGGCUGAGAGACCACCCGCAUGCCGUGCAGCUCGUGGCCACGUUCGAGGACGCUCAGAGCGUGCAUCUGGUGAUGGAGCUGUGUGCGGGCGGGGAGCUCUGGGAGCGCAUCAAGCAGCGGCGGUGGUACGACGAGGGCAGUGCGGCGGCGGUGCUGCGCGUGGUGGUGGAGCUGCUGCGCGACUGCCAUGCCAUCGGGGUCAUGCACCGCGACCUCAAGCCCGAGAACAUCCUGCUCUGCACCGAGGAGAACGACGUUGACGUCAAGGUCAUUGACUUUGGCGUCGCCGUCUUCUUUAAGCCUGGCGAUGUGUACUCAGACAUUGUCGGCAGCCCUCUGUACAUCGCGCCCGAGGUUCUGCACGAGGCGUACGGGCCAGAGUCCGACAUAUGGAGCGCAGGAGUGAUUCUGUACGUGCUGUUGGCGGGUGUGCCUCCCUUCCGCGGGGACAGCGACGAGGCCGUGUUCCAGGCGAUUCUCGAGCAAGAGCCGGACCUGCAGCGCGCCCCCUGGCCUGAUGUUUCGGAUGAGGGCAAGGAUCUGGUGCUGCGCAUGCUGACGAAGGACCCUGCCCUGCGAAUCACGGCUGAUGAUGUUCUUGACCACCCGUGGCUGAGCAUGUAA